GUCCAACGUCGUGCGCUGCGCUCAUUCUUCAAAACCCAAAAUAUAAAACCCAACGCCUUUCAAAUCCCCCACCCUUCUCUCUUUCCCUUUCCCCGAUAUUCCCUCGAAAAUGCCCCAACUCGCAGAGACCUACGCGUGCGUCCCAACCACCGAGCGCGGCCGGGGAAUCCUAAUCGCCGGCCACCCCAAAUCCAACACCGUUUUGUACACCAAUGGCAGAUCGGUAAUUAUGAUCAACCUCGACAACCCGCUUGACGUCUCGGUCUACGCCGAGCACGCCUACCCCGCCACCGUGGCGCGCUACUCCCCCAACGGCGAGUGGAUCGCCUCCGCCGACGUGUCUGGGACUGUCCGGAUCUGGGGGACCCGCAACGAAUUCGUUUUGAAGAAGGAGUUCAAGGUCCUCACCGGUCGGAUUGACGAUCUCCAGUGGUCCCCCGACGGGCAAAGGAUCGUGGCCUGCGGCGAUGGCAAGGGCAAGUCCUUAGUGCGAGCUUUCAUGUGGGAUUCGGGGACGAAUGUCGGGGAGUUCGACGGGCAUUCGAGGCGAGUGUUAAGCUGCGCGUUUAAGCCAACGAGACCGUUUCGGAUCGUCACGUGCGGAGAGGAUUUCCUGGUGAAUUUCUACGAGGGACCACCUUUUAAAUUCAAGCAAUCACACAGGGAUCAUUCAAAUUUUGCUAAUUGUGUACGAUUUUCUCCAGAUGGCAGUAAGUUCAUUAGUGUAAGCUCUGAUAAGAAAGGUAUAAUAUAUGACGGGAAAAGUGGAGAGAAGAUAGGGGAGCUUUCCUCUGAAUAUGGCCACAAGGGCAGCAUUUAUGCUGUUAGCUGGAGCCCUGAUGGUAAACAGGUGUUGACUGCAUCUGCUGACAAGUCAGCAAAGUUGUGGGAGAUAUCUGAGAACGGUAAUGGGAAGGUGAAGAAAACGUUGAUGAGUCCUGGUUCUGGUGGAGUUGAUGACAUGCUAGUGGGAUGUCUCUGGCAGAAUGAUCAUCUUGUAACUGUUUCUCUUGGUGGCACUGUUAGCUUAUUCUCAGCAACUGAUCUUGAUAAAGCCCCACUGAUGUUGUCUGGGCAUAUGAAGAAUGUUAACUCAUUAGCUGUUCUCAAAAGUGACCCAAAAGUUAUGUUGUCUAGCAGCUAUGAUGGUUUAAUAAUCAAAUGGAUCCAGGGCAUUGGAUACAGUGGCAGACUACAGAGGAAAGAGAAUUCUCAAAUCAAGUGUUUUGCAGCUGUUGAAGAAGAGAUUGUUACAUCUGGAUUUGACAAUAAGAUAUGGAGAGUUUCUGUACAUGGGGAUCAAUGUGGAGAUGCAGAUUCGGUUGAUAUUGGCACUCAACCAAAAGAUUUGAGCCUUGCUCUCCUCUCUCCUGAACUUGCUUUGGUUUCAACUGAUUCCGGCGUUGUCUUGCUCCAUGGUACAAAGGUUCUGUCAACUAUCAACCUUGGGUUUACUGUGACUGCAUCUGCAAUCGCACCUGAUGGAAGUGAAGCAAUUGUCGGUGGGCAGGACGGUAAAUUACACAUUUAUUCUAUCACGGGUGAUACUCUCAAAGAAGAGGCAGUCCUUGAGAAACAUCGGGGUGCUGUAAGUGUCAUACGUUACUCUCCAGAUGUUUCAAUGUUUGCAUCAGGGGAUGUCAAUCGAGAAGCUGUUGUCUGGGAUCGUGUCUCCCGAGAGGUGAAGCUUAAGAACAUGUUGUACCACACUGCUCGCAUAAACUGUCUGUCUUGGUCUCCUGAUAGCAACAUGGUUGCUACUGGAUCACUUGACACGAGUGUCAUCAUAUAUGAAGUUGACAAGCCAGCAUCUAGCCGUUUAACGAUAAAGGGUGCUCAUCUUGGCGGGGUUUAUGGAUUAGCUUUCACCGAUCAGUACAGUGUGGUGAGCUCUGGUGAGGAUGCUUGCGUUCGUGUUUGGAGGUUAACCCCACAAUCAUAAAAGAUAUAUGGAGGCCCCUUCGGAGAUUUUCAAGGAGAAGAAGAAGAAUUUCAUUGAACAAUGGUUUUUAUUGGGUUUUGUUUGUUGUGAGUUGUGGUUUGGCUUGCAAUUAGGGAGAACAGUUGAUAUUAUCUGAGUAGGAAUUUUGAGGAGUAUCAAGAGUGGUAUAGUAGGCGUUGCCAAUGGCUAUUUUAGGAGAAAUUGUCUUAUUGAUCAAAAGUGGUGGCCUAGAUGAAAAGUAGGUGAUUCUGUAUAGCGCAGUGUAUGACGCCAUCAAGUAUUGAAGAGGGGAACAAUAUUGAUCAUGGAAUUGAAGCCAUCUCAUCUCUCUUGGGGUAUCUUUCUUGUACCAGACUUUUGUGGCUGGUGAGAUUUUUUUUUAUUGUAUUGCUUUGUUCUUUACUGCUGUGUGUUUUGGUGAUGAUGGUACCAACGAAUAAAGUUGGAUUUGAAUAGUCUUUUUUUUUUUUUUUUUUUUCUUCGGGGGCCUCUAAAAGGCAUAUGUAUACAUUUUUGCUAGUAAUUAUUGCUUAUUUAUGUUUAGAA
Messenger RNA from Corylus avellana, 2488 nucleotides. Its product is annotated as transducin family protein / WD-40 repeat family protein. NCBI's taxonomy places the organism in Eukaryota, Viridiplantae, Streptophyta, Magnoliopsida, Fagales, Betulaceae. Gene Ontology annotation, biological process: actin filament depolymerization. Gene Ontology annotation, cellular component: cortical actin cytoskeleton. The record is from RefSeq and is a predicted model, not a curated record. Gene Ontology annotation, molecular function: actin filament binding.